Trichoderma virens Gv29-8 is the source of this 2046-nucleotide messenger RNA. RefSeq lists its product as uncharacterized. Lineage: Eukaryota; Fungi; Ascomycota; Sordariomycetes; Hypocreales; Hypocreaceae. The record is from RefSeq and is a predicted model, not a curated record. The transcript has 3 exons. The coding region runs from base 266 to 1678 and encodes 470 amino acids.
UUCUCCAUCUCCUUCUCCGAUCCAUCAACCACCCGCCACUCGCUCGUAUUCCGUCUCUUGAUUCCAUCUCAUCUGCAGGCUGAAGUCGAUCAGCUCUCCUUCUCUCCAACAAAACAGCCACACAAGAUCCUCCGCCGCAGCAGAUCGCCAGGGUUGUGCCGCUGCUAGUUGCAAAGCACCAUCCGCCUGUUUUUUGCCAAUUCGUAUCGUUCGCAUCUCGGGAAUCGCUCCUUUGCAAAUCGUCCACAAAUCAUCCAUAUGCGCCAUGGGUCGCCCACUCUUUGUUGCUCCAGUUGAGACCGAUCUCCCCCACAAAGAUGCGCCAAAGCGUGACGUCCUUUCUCCGUCUCGUUCAGCCAUAAGGCGCUCGACCCAGACAGAAACACGCGAGCGGCGGAAUCCCAACAGACGCACCGGCGUCCGCAUCGUUGCCCUUCAGCCACACAGCCGUUCCACGCGGAGCUAUCCUCCAUGGGGUCUCGACGAUGGAACCAGGCAUCUUACCCCUUCCUUGUACGAUCACGAGGAGCCGUCUUCUGGGCCUGCACGCGAGGCAUUGAGAGAUGUCACCUCCAGACCACCGCGCAGUGAUCGUCGUCUAGAAGACCGGAUGAGUAGCCUAUUUGGUGGCACUUGGCAUAACAUCGGCCCCCCCUCUUCACAGAGAAAUGAUGAAGCUGCAUCAGACAGGGACUUUUGGUGGAAUAUCGAAACUCGGCCGCAACCGCGGCGUGCGCGCAUCCUUGCACCAGAAAACCCCCCCAGGCGCAAUCGCAGCCCCCACGGGCGACGCUCAUACCAUAUCGGUACGCCGCCCUACCGGCCGACACGGGACGGGUCUGAGAGGCUUCAGAGCGAAUCGGCAACAUCAAAUGACGAUACCGCACCACAGUACGCCUUUGCCCCGUAUAGAUCUCUGCGUCGAAACCAAGCACGAGCAUUCCGAACUUUCAUGGGUGCGGACGCAUCCAGCCGCAUUCGCCAGCGGACUCAUGCGACUGAUGGCCUAGGAGACCGCGACAGAAGCCUCAGCCCGGAGGUUUGGGAUACCUUGCUCACGACACUAACUCCUGAUCCACAGCCGCCGAGCGCAAGCUCUUCAUUUGCGUCUGCAGCAGUAUCUCAAAGUGCGGGCCCUUCCAACGCUCCUCCACCUGCUCCAGGCCUCCCUGACGAAACUGCGGACGGUGCUUGCGAAUCGGGACACGAAAUGUCUGAGGAUGAAGAGGGCGUGUUGUAUCGGUUUCCUCAUGAGGUCGGCACCAUUGACGAGCAACUACGUCGCCACUUUCGACGACGCCCGUCAGUGCCGGACUAUAAUCUAGAUGGACCAUCGGAUGGACCUUUGGACAGACCUUUAGAUGGACCACAAUCUCACCGAUCCGAGGCUUCUAGACCCGGUCAAAGUCCGGGGGAUUCCCGGACGAACGGUUAUGCUCUGCUGUUAACCAACAGCUGGCUCACUCGCGCAGGGUCGGAGGACGAAAGGGGAGCUGACCGGACCCGACCAAACCGGGAAGGAUCUGCGGGAAGCGGGCACGGCGUUCAGACAGGAGACGAGGAGUGGCUGGGCAUGCGGCGAAUCGUCCAGAGUCUUGCGGCGAGAGAAGAUAUUCCAGAUGAGUGGUGGGCUGAGGCUGGUCUCAGUCGAACCCUUCCCCAUGACGAGUCCAACUGAGGAAGAAGCCUCGGUUGAACAGGGCGCCAACGCCGACAAAAGAGCGGCUCUGCUUGGGCCAGGAGAUAUGCUUUUAUAUGAAUGCCGAAGAUUUGGCAUGUUUGCUUAUUGAUUUACUGGUUCGCCUAUUUACUCAUUCCGGGACCCUCUUUGCGGGAAAGAGAGGCUAGCACUACCAGAUUGAACUUGGACGAUGAGAAAACGUAUUGUAUGAUUACAUUUAUUAGCAACAAAACAUGAAGACAGCGGGAUGGGAAGCGAUUUGAAGAAGCCACACUGGCAUUACGCAUUACGGAUUGAAGGGUUCAAGAAAGCAACCCGACACCAGCGAUAUAUCUAAUAUACUGAUAAAAGUUUGCUGUUUGACG